AUGGCAACCAGCGGAAAAAAACAUGUAAUGCUUUCCUAUCAGUGGGAUAAAAAAUCGACCGUGUUGGAAAUCUACGACAAUCUCAAUGCUCAAGGUUAUGCUGUAUGGAUGGAUGUAAAAGGAGGAAUGCGCGAGAACUUGCAAGUUAGCAUGGCAGAUGGCGUCGAAAAUUCUUGUGCUGUUGUUUGCUUUCUAACACAAGCUUAUCAAGAUUCAAAAAAUUGUCGGAAAGAAUUUACCUAUGCAGAAGAAUUAGGCAAAACUAUAAUCCCUGUCUAUAUGGAAAGCAAGUGGAAACCAUCCAGCUGGCUCGGUGUCAACUUAGCAGGUGCUUUAUACAUCAAGGGAUCAUCACUUAGUACUGAGUGA
Adineta steineri is the source of this 369-nucleotide messenger RNA. Lineage: Eukaryota; Metazoa; Rotifera; Eurotatoria; Adinetida; Adinetidae. The record is from the annotation of a GenBank genome assembly.